Molecule: messenger RNA, 564 nt
Organism: Sphenostylis stenocarpa
Lineage: Eukaryota; Viridiplantae; Streptophyta; Magnoliopsida; Fabales; Fabaceae
Source: the annotation of a GenBank genome assembly
AUGGCUUCUGUUACUCCACCAUCACCUUUCUCUCUCCACUUCUCAACCCUCUCUCUCAAACCCAAACCACAUUCUUUCCCCUCUCUCUUCCCAAAACCCCUCUCCAAACCCCGAAAACUCACCAUUAACUCCAUCGACGUCUCCAAGGAAGACACCACGCCAUCGCCAAUGCCAACGCCCACGCCAGAGCCCGCUUCGAACCCCGAACCCGUACCCGAGAACCUGGACCCGCGGCGGCUGGAGGAGAAAUUCGCGGUUCUGAACACUGGGAUCUACGAGUGCCGGUCGUGCGGGUAUAAGUACGAUGAGGCCGUGGGGGACCCGUCGUAUCCGAUUCCCCCAGGGUUCCAGUUCGAGAAGCUUCCAGACGAUUGGCGGUGUCCAACGUGCGGGGCCGCACAGAGUUUCUUCGAGAGCAAGAGCGUUCAGAUCGCGGGGUUUGCGCAGAAUCAGCAAUAUGGACUCGGGGGAAAUUCCCUCACCUCGGGUCAGAAGACCGUCCUUAUAUACGGCUCUUUGUUGUUGUUCUUCGCCCUCUUUUUGGGUGGUUACUUCCUACAAUAA